UGACCGGCGAUCGCACCUUCCCUACUUAACGCCUUUCGCCUUCCGCCUCGACUUCUCCUCCACCUCACCUCACUUCACCUGUAUCGCCAAUUUCGAGGUCGCUCGCUCGAGGAGAGAGCAGCAAAGUCGCGGACGCUGCGAGAGAACUUGACAAAACCUUUCGCGCGCCGCCCUUGGGGCAUCACGGGUGCUGGCCUGGCGGCAACACCCCAGCCGACGUAGCCUCCCAGUAGCCCGAAGCACUCCAGACGCGUUUGCGCAAUUGCCGGCCAGCUGACUGACGUAUUGAGGCUGCACAAGCCUCGCCAUCCACAAUGGCUCGCGGUCACGGCCCCGUCCUAGCUUCUGCUAUGGUCGCCAAUCCCUACAGUGGCCGCGCUAGGGACAUUCAGCCGACGUUCACUAUCUGCGAGAUCUGCGACCGUACCCUCAAGACCAAGGAUUGGGGCUCGCACAAGAACUCGAAGGGCCAUAGGACCAAGGAAGAGGCGGCGAAGGCCAAGGACAACCCGCCAGGCGGUACUACUGAUGCUUUCGGCUUCGGCGGUGACGCUGGAUCCGGCACUGGCGAUAGCUGGGCCGGCUCUGGAGAGGCUACCACUUCCAGCUGGGGCGACGAUGCAGGCUUCGGCAAUGGAGGAGACUUCGGCAAUGACGGAGGUUUCGACUCCGGAGGUUUCGGUGCUAGCAACAGCAAGCCUUCUGGCGGACGCGCCUGCUUCAACUGCGGUCAAGAAGGCCACAACAAGGUCGACUGCCCCGAGCCGAUGAAACCCCGUGGUGGUGGUCGUGCGUGCUUCAAUUGCGGCCAGGAAGGGUAAGUAUAUCUUUACAGUCUCUAGGACCCAACUAACACCUUCGCAGUCACAACAAGGUCGAUUGCCCUGAGCCAGCUAAGCCCCGAGGCGGAGGCCGUGCGUGCUUCAACUGCGGCGAGGAAGGCCACAACAAGUCCGACUGUCCUCAGCCCUCUAAGCCGCGUGAGGGUGGU
Trematosphaeria pertusa is the source of this 991-nucleotide messenger RNA. RefSeq lists its product as uncharacterized. The coding region runs from base 315 to 821 and encodes 168 amino acids. The transcript has 4 exons. Gene Ontology annotation, molecular function: zinc ion binding; nucleic acid binding. NCBI's taxonomy places the organism in Eukaryota, Fungi, Ascomycota, Dothideomycetes, Pleosporales, Trematosphaeriaceae. The record is from RefSeq and is a predicted model, not a curated record.